Messenger RNA from Phalacrocorax carbo (great cormorant), 3926 nucleotides. NCBI's taxonomy places the organism in Eukaryota, Metazoa, Chordata, Aves, Suliformes, Phalacrocoracidae. The record is from RefSeq and is a predicted model, not a curated record.
UAAUGAAAGAGGUGAAGCAGAGAAGCCGUUCAAGACCUGCACGUUAAGGCAUCAUUGGAGGGGCCUUCGGAGAAAUGGGGGUACGGAUGAUGGGUUGGCAGAGGGGCCCUCCAUGGCCACGCCGGCCUCCCCGGGCAGCCACCACACACCCAUGCGGUGGCAGCCUGGGUAGGGCGGUGCGGCCGCCAUCGCCGGCUCAGUGCAGUCCCGCCUCCCGCUCGCAGAGGCCGGGUUGGCGGCGGGGAUGGCGGCAGCACGGGGUCGGGUGCUGUGCCUCUUCGACGUGGAUGGGACCCUGACGCCGGCUCGGCAGAAAAUCGAGCCGGAGGUGGACGCAUUCCUGCGGGAGCUGCGGGAGAGGGUGCACAUCGGUGUGGUGGGAGGCUCUGACUACGCCAAGAUAGCCGAGCAGCUGGGAGAUGGGGACGAAGAGAAUGGCACAGUGCAAUACAAGAAUGGGCAGCUGGUCUCCAAGCAGGCCAUCCAGGACCACUUGGGGGAAGAGCUGCUGCAAGAUCUGAUCAACUUCUGUCUCAACUACAUGGCGCUGCUGAAGCUGCCCAAGAAACGAGGAACCUUCAUUGAGUUUCGCAAUGGGAUGCUGAACAUCUCCCCCAUCGGACGGAGCUGCACGCCAGAGGAGAGAAUCGAGUUCUCCGAGCUGGACAAGAAAGAGCGGAUCCGGGAGAAGUUUGUGGCAGCCUUGCAGAGGGAGUUUGCUGGCAAAGGUCUGCGUUUCUCUCGAGGUGGCAUGAUCAGCUUUGACGUCUUCCCAGAGGGCUGGGACAAGCGCUACUGUCUCAAUGUGCUUGACGACGAGAGAUUUGACACCAUCCACUUCUUUGGGAAUGAGACGACCCCUGGAGGGAACGAUUACGAAAUUUAUGACGAUCCCCGCACUGUGGGACACAGUGUCCAGUCCCCUCAGGAUACGGUCCAGCGAUGCCGUGAAAUCUUCUUUCCAGAGAGAGCAAAUGAAUGCUGACUGCCAGGUUACUGCAGCCCUGCCCUGGCCCCACCCUCUCCUCCUGCCAGGAAAAGCACCUUCAUUUGAGGAAUCUGCUCAGGGUAGACCAAAAAAACCCACUUUCCAGAGCUGGUUGAAAGGUAACAUGUGAGUAUGGGUGGUUGUGCAGGAGGGGGCCUUCGCUGAGCAGCCCAUCAGCACUCCCCAUCUACGGCUGGGGCUCAUGGGACCAGACCCUCCUCACCUCCAGCAAAACUUCUCUCUUGACAGUCCUGACCGUGGUAGGUGAUGAUGCAGAUGCUUUCAUGGUCAGAAAGUAUUUGAAAGGGCCAGUCACAAGAGUGUGUUUGUGUCCAUCCCGUGCUCCCUCUCCUCUUCUUUUUCAGUCUGUUUCUCUUAACACCUCUGCACAAGGGAACACGCAUCUCACCUUUCUCUCCCCCUUGCACCUUGACUGGGGAGGAUGGGACUGCUGAGGCCCCAGGCACUCUCACCAGAGCUGCUCCAAAGCAAGAGGCCAGGAAAGUUGUCUGCUCCAAGCCCAUGAUAGGAAGGGGUAGCUGCAACCCUGGCUCAUUGCAACCUUGUGCACCUUAAUGGAGAGGAUCACCAUGUCCUUCACCUUGGUGCCACGCCGUGCUAGUCCCUACAGGUGACCUGGGAAUUACAGUUUUACAAUUAUUCUGCUCCUGCUCUGAGCUUUGCUCAGGUGCAUGAAGAAACUAAUUCUCUCUUUAGCUUACAGAAGAAAUGGCUACUGUGGGUUUAUUUUCCAUGUUCCACAGAAGUUGUCGAGUCAGACCUUGCCUGGCAUGGCUGGAGGAUCCCAGGUGCCUGGCAUGCACAGAGCACCCUGCAGAGCUGCUGGGGGCAGAAGGCUUCCCAACAGUCUUCCCACCCACAUGUCCAUUAGGCAUCACACAUGUGCCAGUGUAAAACCUUACCCAGGGCUUUCAUAACAGACCGAGUCCGCUUCCUUCCCAGCACCCAGCUUUCCAUCAUGCUGCCAGAGACUUUUUCAGAGAGGGCCUACAGAGGCCAGACCUUGUUUCUAGUGCCAAUGGAGGUACGCAUUCAACAGUGCCCUCCAAGAUUGCUUUUCCACCCCAUCUUGUCCUCUACACUUGGUUUAUGUGGUCACCUUUAGGGACACAAGUUCUCCAGUGCAGCUGUCACAUGUCAUCCUGCUUCUCUCUUCUCCUGGGUCUUUAUGGGCUGCAAAACCACAUCUUUCCUUUGGCCUUUGACCUCCUCCCUCAGUGUUGCCCCUUUAUUCCUGGCUGUUAUGCUGGGGUGUGUGACCGUACCAGUGAUGCUAGUCGCAACUUGGUGCUUAAGAGGAGCUCAGGAAUCCCCUCCAGGGAGAUGUCCUGCUUAUAGAUCCCCAGUGUGCACAUGUCUGGUGUUUGUGGACCUGGAGGGUGCUGGAGGUUGCUGCAAAAGCUCCCCACAUUGCUCCCUGGGAGCCUUUCUCAGCACAUCCCUGCUGGUAUGGCACUGCCCCAUCUCUUGGUCUUGCUUUCUCUCCUCUUUUCCCCCUGUUCCCACUUUCCUUGCUGUUGCUCUUCAUCUCUCACCUAGCAGCUGGACUGCAGAGAGAAGUUUCUCAGCUGGCUACUGCCACUUAACCAAGGAGUCAAGUUCCUCAGGCGGGAUAUGUUGGUGCUUUUAGACCCAGGGUAGGUGUCCCACAUUGCCAUGGGCAGAGUCCUGAGUGGACCUGGGCACUGCUGCCUGGCUGCAGGAGCACGGGUGCUGCAUGACCAGUGCUGGCAGGGUGCUGUCUCCUCCACCUGACUGUACCUCUUAUCUGUGCAACACAUCAGGUCUGUAAUGCAUCACAUUUGCAUGAGCGCAGUGGUCUGCCCAGCAUCCAGAAAUCCCCAGCAAAUGCACAAAUUCCUCUUUCUACCCUAAGAAAAUUUCUGUGUGGGAGAAGAGGACCUGUUGGGGAAGCCUGGAUGCAAGGUACUCUCUUUCACAGGCCACUGGUUUUGGCCCUCCACUGCAACCUUCACAGAGGAAUCAUUUGUUUUGUGGUUCCUCUUUCUGUUUCACUGUGGAUCAGGUUAUAUGUGGGUUUUGCGGGUUUAUUUUUCCCGUAAGUCUAUUCAAAGUCAGCAGGACCUCUAGAGAGCUUGGUCGUGGGCAAAAUGCAGGGCCUGGCCCUGAAGGCAUGAGGCACCAUGGUGGUCCUGGGGGCUGAGAUGCCUUGCAUAUUUGAAGGGAAGGGCAGGGUCUGUCCAAGGCUGCACCUGAUGGCAGCAUGGCCCUUGCUUAGGGUGGGGGGAGUUGCAGGACAAGCAGGGCAGAGGCAGGAUGACCUUCGAAGCACCAGCCAUCGCUUCCUCUGCUCAGGAGCUCGUGUGUGUGUGUGUGAGUAAGAUCAAGUGCAGGAACCUUCCCCAUUCCUGUCUCUAUCUUACACCAAGCUUGGGGUAGUUGAGAGCAUCUCCUGCCAGGAGAUCCUGUCCUGCUGGAAGGAUGAUGAGGAGGAUGGUGUCAGAAGUAGCUGGGACAGCCCCAGGUCUUAGAGCCACAGAGGGUUGAAGUUGAAGGGACCUCUGGAGGUCAUCUGGUCGACCCCCCUGCUCGAGCCAGCAAGACCCCCAGCUGCCUGUCCUGUGUUUUUGCAGGCAGGGUUGAGGCACAGCACUAGGGUAGGAGUCCUACAUGUAGGGAAUGGUGCACGCCUGUCCCUAACCCGCUUUUGCCAUGAUGCUUCUCUCCCAGUGGGUGCUCACAGCGUAAGUGGGGGUUUUAUCCCCACGUGUGUGAGAGUGAGUGGACCUGGCAGACCCUGCACUGGGGACCAUCAUGCCACAUGGCUCCAUAUCUGUGCAAGUUGGGUGGGUCCUGUCUGACUGAUACCAACUGUUAAAUAAGAAAUAUAUUUAAAUACAUAUAUAUAUAUGUAUAUUUAAAAAAUAAUUAUAUAAUAUUAAAUCUACAACAUGCA